AUGAUGUUCGCUCUUUUUUCGCAGCACUUUAGAACGCUUUCUAAGAACUCUGGAAAUGCUUCAAAGGGGUCCUAUGAGAGAAUUCGCAUCUGUCAGGUCGGGACCGUCGUCUUGCCUGACAAGGUCAGGACUGCCGUCUCGUCAAACGAGAUGGCGGUCUCGCCUGCGGCAAGUGGCGAGACAACCAUCUCACCAAACAAGACAGCGGUCUCGCCUUUGGCUAGUGGCGAGACGGUGGUCUCGCCUUUGGCUAGUGGCAAGACGGCGAUCUCGCCUUUGGCUUGUGGCGAGAUGGCGGUCUCGCAAAACGAGACAGUGGUCUCGCCAAACGAGACAGCAGUCUCGACCCUUUGGGCCUUUCCCAUCUUCGAACGGAAGUCUUCUGCUCUUUAUUUUGAGGUCGGACAAGAUUUGGGGUCUACAGUACUCGUCAAACCAUAUGGGG
Sphenostylis stenocarpa is the source of this 445-nucleotide messenger RNA. The record is from the annotation of a GenBank genome assembly. NCBI's taxonomy places the organism in Eukaryota, Viridiplantae, Streptophyta, Magnoliopsida, Fabales, Fabaceae.